Molecule: messenger RNA, 657 nt
Organism: Entamoeba dispar SAW760
Lineage: Eukaryota; Evosea; Mastigamoebida; Endamoebidae
Exons: 1
Coding region: 1-657 (218 amino acids)
Source: RefSeq, a predicted model, not a curated record
AUGAAACGUAAAACAAUAACAAUGAUAAUUGAUAUUGAAUAUGAUGAAAUGAAUGUGUAUUUGUAUGAUGGAAAUGGAUAUGAAAGAGUUGAUAGAAUGAACUAUAUAAAAGAAGAAGAAAAGAAAAUAAUUGAAGAAGUCAUUGGAAAUGAUGAGAAGAAUGUGAAAAUUAGAAAAGAAAAUAUUAAAGGAGUAGAAAUGAUGAUUAAACCAGAGAGUAAAUUAUCAAUGAUAUUCAAUAAUAUUAAGAAAGAAGUAGAAAAGAAAGGAGAAAAUGAAAGAACAAUCAUUUGUAUUCCUAAUGGAACAAGUCAAGGAAAUGAAAGAAGAAUAGAAAAUUCAACAAAACUAGGAAGAUUAAACAAUGUACAAAUCAUACGGAAAUAUCAUAUAAUUGAAAGAAUACAUUCAGAAGAAUAUAACAUAGAAACACCAAUCAUUAUCAUAGAAAAUACAGAAAUAACAUAUGGAAAUAUUAAAAAAGAAAAAGAUAAGAUAAAAAUAAGAAUAAUAAAUAAUAUAAGAACAAACAAUAUAAUAGAAGAAAAUAAAGAAAUCAAUAGAAUAAUAUCAGAAGAAAAAGAAGAGAAAGGAAUAAUAAUAAAUAAUAAAAUAAAACAAGAAAACAAAAUAACACACCCAAAGAUGGAGAUAUAA